CUUCAGUCGCUCCCCUGCGGUCUCGACCGGGGUCUGCAGACAGCCCCCGAACCCCGACCGCCGCCGGGCGCUCCAGGGACCCGACAAACGCUCCCUCGCCGUCGCACAUGUCACGCGUUCUGCCGAUGGUGCACGGCACCACGCGCUCCCCGUCGGUGCGAUACCUUCGUACUGAUGUAGCAUCGCAUGCUAAUGUUAGCUAACAACAUCAAUUUGCCCUACUCCACCCCCUUCCAGCCUGCGUGAGACGCCGAUCGUGAAAAAGGGGUGGCUGUCAAAUCACCUACUGAUCGGUAACGUCGGAAUACCGGAGGGAUUUGCCUCGUCUGUCGCUUUUGACAAAAACCCAGCAACAUAGUAAGCCCCCUCCACCUCCUCCAUCAUCUGCGUUUUCCGACUCCGGGCCCAUAAGCACAGCGAGGGGGGGUCUAACCCGGGACAUAUCGAGUCACAGCCUCCCGGUCUUUGCAUUUGUGGCCUUUAGGCUCAGUUUUAAUUAAAUUUACAUUAAGCUAACAAACGAGCGUUUGUUGUCUACCUCAACACCCCACUGCCUCCCCUCCCUCGUCGGUUAGCCUCGCUGCUACACCGUCUCUGGUUCCGCCAACAACCUCUGGAGCCCCGCGGCUCUGCUGCUCUGGACAAUCGGAGCAAUUAACGCUGCUUAGCGGCUUACUUGCAGUCGCGUACCCCGGCAGACUUUAGCAAAUAAGCUCAAUCUUUUCUGUCUAUUUGGGGGAGUCGGUUCGCCUGAGGCACGCGAGUCUGCCUUGCUCGUUGGAUCUGACAGACGGGGCAAAUAUCUCGUUAUCGAAAGCGGCGGUCAUUCUGCCGUGAUCCGCCGGUUUUCACGCACAAGGAAUCUUGCCGACCCGCACCCCCCUUCAUCCUUCACAGCAGCCGAGCCCGGAUCUCGCCAUGCCUGGUCCAGCGGCCGGCAGCAAGUCCCGGGUGUACGCAGACGUGAACACAUUGAAGAGCCGGGAAUACUGGGACUACGAAGCGCACGUACCCAGCUGGAGCAACCAGGAGGACUACCAGCUGGUUCGUAAACUGGGCAGAGGGAAGUACAGCGAAGUGUUUGAAGCCAUUAACAUCACCAACAAUGAGAAGGUGGUGGUCAAGAUACUCAAGCCAGUCAAAAAGAAGAAGAUUAAACGAGAAAUCAAGAUCCUAGAGAACCUACGAGGAGGGACCAACAUCAUCCGCCUGGUGGACACAGUCAAAGACCCUGUGUCCAGAACUCCAGCACUUGUCUUUGAAUGCAUCAAUAACACAGACUUCAAGGAGUUAUACCAGAGGUUGACAGAUUUCGAUAUCCGUUUCUACAUGUAUGAACUACUGAAGGCGCUGGACUAUUGCCAUAGUAUGGGGAUCAUGCACCGUGAUGUCAAACCGCACAAUGUGAUGAUUGACCACCAGAUGAGAAAGCUGCGUCUCAUAGACUGGGGUUUAGCAGAGUUCUACCACCCCGCUCAAGAGUACAAUGUCAGAGUGGCUUCACGAUACUUCAAAGGCCCUGAACUCCUAGUGGACUACCAGGUAACACAUGCAGAGAUGUAUGAUUACAGUCUAGACAUGUGGAGCUUGGGCUGUAUGCUGGCCAGUAUGAUAUUUCAGAAAGAGCCUUUCUUCCAUGGACAAGACAACUAUGACCAGCUGGUGCGGAUCGCCAAGGUUCUUGGAACCGAUGAGCUGUUCGGCUACCUGCGUAAAUACCACAUUGAACUGGACCCACGCUUUAAAGACCUACUGGGACAGCAGAGCAGGAAGCGUUGGGAGCAGUUUGUGCAGACAGAGAACCAACACUUGGUGAGUCCUGAAGCCCUUGACCUGCUGGACAAGCUGCUACGCUACGACCACCAGCAGAGACUGACAGCCACAGAAGCCAUGGAGCACCCUUACUUCUAUCCAGUGGUGAAGGAGAAGUGUCUGUCAAACUCGGACAAUAACAUGGUUUCCAGUGGCAACACCACAGCCCGAUGAAACACAGUGGGAAGAAGGAUGUUUGUUACCUCAACUCUGUACCCGGUGUGACAGUAACUUUGACAAGUGUACAGUUGACAGUGGAUCAAAGUUGCGCUGACCAGUUACACACUCACAGAUAUGUGCUUAUGCACACACACACACACACACACAUACACACACACACCUGCAGACACUUAUACAUACACCCUCCUUCUCUGUACCAGUCUGUGAUCGGCUCGUCCUGGUCCCUCAUCAAGCAGCCUGACCAGUGAGCAGGAAGCUGUCUUCUCUCUGCCCACCCGUCCCAACUCCGUCUCAUGUAGGUCAACAGAAAAGCUUCUCCUCAAGACAGUGUCCUUCUCUCAACCCCCUCUCUCCUCUGCCUGCCCCAACCCACCUUUGCUUCCCCGUCUAUAAACCCUCUGCUCCUUGUUUGAAUCAGCAUGGAGAAUGAACAGGAGCGCGCCCAACCCUCCCCCGGCUCCUCUCCUCCUCAAGCCAUCUCUCCAUCCGUCCGUCUGUCUGUCCUGUACUGUGUGAGCGCACCCCAUCCCACCCCGAACAGACAGACAGACAUCUUAACACUACUCCAGUUUUGAAAGUGGCAUGGUGGACUCUCUAGAUAGAAUG
This is a messenger RNA of Lampris incognitus (smalleye Pacific opah), 2598 nucleotides long. It is a transcript of the gene csnk2a2b, whose product is annotated as casein kinase 2, alpha prime polypeptide b. Gene Ontology annotation, biological process: regulation of chromosome separation; protein phosphorylation. Gene Ontology annotation, molecular function: ATP binding; protein serine/threonine kinase activity. The coding region runs from base 919 to 1986 and encodes 355 amino acids. Gene Ontology annotation, cellular component: cytosol; protein kinase CK2 complex; nucleus. The transcript is spliced from 12 exons. NCBI's taxonomy places the organism in Eukaryota, Metazoa, Chordata, Actinopteri, Lampriformes, Lampridae. The record is from RefSeq and is a predicted model, not a curated record.